Molecule: messenger RNA, 1719 nt
Organism: Rhipicephalus sanguineus (brown dog tick)
Lineage: Eukaryota; Metazoa; Arthropoda; Arachnida; Ixodida; Ixodidae
Product: potassium voltage-gated channel subfamily H member 8
Biological process (GO): regulation of membrane potential; potassium ion transmembrane transport
Cellular component (GO): membrane
Molecular function (GO): voltage-gated potassium channel activity
Source: RefSeq, a predicted model, not a curated record
UAUAAUUAAUCUGUUCGUGUUGUUCUGGGGAAGUAGCCUGCGGAAAGUGUGUCGCUCAGUGCAGAACAGCUUUGCGUGGUGCUUCUGGGUUACGGUCCCGCGAACAUGACCUGAAGGGGGAUACGUUCGUCAACCCCGACCCAGCCAGCCCUCCCUUGGUGGUGCGUGCUCGGCCGACACGUGACCUGGCGGAGCCAUGCCUGCGCGAAAGGGCUUGCUCGCACCCCAGAACACAUUCCUGGACACCAUCGCAACCAGGUUUGAUGGAACUCACAGCAACUUCGUGCUGGGCAAUGCACAGGUGCCGGCGCUGUUCCCCAUCGUGUACUGCUCAGACGGUUUCUGCGAGCUGACGGGCUACCCGCGGGCGCAGAUCAUGCAGAAGGGAUGCGCCUGCGCCUUCCUCUACGGGCCCGAGACCAAGGAGGAUGCGAUACGCGAGAUAGACGACGCCCUCGAGAACAAGACCGAGCUCAAACUCGAGGUCAUCUUCUACAAGAAAAAUGGAAGCCCGUUCUGGUGCCUGCUGGACAUCGUGCCCAUCAAGAACGAGAAGCACGAAGUGGUCCUCUUCCUGGCAUCGCACAAGGACAUCACCAAGUCCAAGAUGGCCGAGAUCGAGACGGACGACGCGGACGAGACGGCCGAGCUCGAUGCAAACGGCAACGUGGAUCUGGAGGGCUGCGUGCAGAACAACAACUACCAGCGGCGACGGAGUCGGGCGGUCCUCUAUCAACUCUCGGGUCACUACCGCCACGAAAAGAAGAUGUCCAAACUCAAGCUCAACAACAACCUGCUGCACUCGACGGCGCUGCCCGAAUACAAGACGGCGGCCAUCAAGAAGUCCCGCUUCAUCCUUUCCCAUUACGGCGCCUUCAAGACCUGCUGGGAUUGGCUAAUCCUGGUCGCCACGGUCUACGUCGCUGUCGUCGUGCCUUACAGUGCCUGCUUCGGCGAGAUGCAGAGCCACACCGUGCAGCAGCAGCAGCAACGGAUCGCCCUGAUGGCGGCAGGCCUGAACGCGAGCUCGCUGCUCGAACGGGAGUACGCCGCCAACGAGAGCAGCUACGGGGCGGGCGGUGGGGUCCCGGCGGGGAGUGCGCUGCCGCCGCCAGCCGCGGAGCCGCAGCUGGACGGCAACAGGACAAUCAUCUCCGACGUCAUCGUCGAGGCCAUGUUCAUCAUCGACAUCGGCCUCAACUUCCGCACGACCUUCGUAAACAAGAAGGGCGAGGUGGUGGCCAAGCCCAAGUCGGUGGCCCUCAACUACCUGCGCGGCUGGUUCAUCGUCGACCUGCUGGCCGCGUUGCCCUUCGACUUGCUCAACGCCGCUGGACUGUACAGCAGGGACAACCAGAUGUACCUGCACCUAUUGAAACUGACGCGGCUGCUGCGACUCGCGCGGCUGCUGCAAAAGAUGGACCGAUACUCGCAGUACAGCGUGGUGGUCCUCACACUUCUCAUGCUCAUGUUCACGCUCGUCUCGCACUGGCUCGCAUGCAUAUGGUUUGUCAUCGCCGUCCAGGAGAUGGAGUCAUACCCAAACAACAACAUCAGUUGGUUGAACCAGCUCUCUAUGAAGUUGCAGUACGACGUGCUGCGACCCCUCGACAUGGCCGCCACGUACAUCACGGCGCUCUACUUCACCACGAGCUCGCUCACCAGCGUGGGCUUCGGGAACGUAGCGGCCAACACAAACGCCGAGAAGGUGUUCUCCAU